Messenger RNA from Penicillium egyptiacum, 1629 nucleotides. The record is from the annotation of a GenBank genome assembly. NCBI's taxonomy places the organism in Eukaryota, Fungi, Ascomycota, Eurotiomycetes, Eurotiales, Aspergillaceae.
AUGGGCAUUGUUGACUAUUUUAGUCCACCGCGUGGCCAUCAGGCACAUGGUGGUGAUGAAACACCCACCGUGGAAGCCCCAAAAGUAAUCGAGCCUGAUGUUAUCUCUAGCCCGGACUUUUCGGGCGCUGUCACACCUGCGCACAUGCUCCCUUCCCCGGCAGGCAGCGAGGAUCCUCUUAUUUUCGAGAAGAUCCCGCAUCAGUUCGGUCGCCUGGCUUCUUGGAAAGGGUCUCUGAUUUUGCUUGUCACUUCCGGCUCUCAGUUUUUAGACAAUGUCUUCAUGACAAGUGCCAACAUUGCCCUUUCGUCAAUUCAACAGGAUUUCGACGUGUCUAGUACCGAUUUGCAAUGGAUGAUUUCUGCAUAUACUUUGUCGUUCGGUGGCUUUCUUUUGUUGGCCGGUGCUUUGUCCGAUCGUUAUGGGCGAAAGAAGAUCCUCUGUCUCGGUCUUGCCUGGCUUUCCGUAUGGACCCUGGCCAUUGGAUUUGGGCAAUCCUUUAUUCAACUUACGGUGUUCCGUGGCAUUCAAGGAAUUGGAGCUGCGAUGACUGUGCCAUCUGCUAUUGGGAUCAUCAGCUCUUACUUUAGUGGUGUUGAUCGUACCCGUGCACUAUCAAUCUAUGGAGCCUCGGGAACCCUGGGAUUCUGUACCGGCCUCAUCUUUGGCGGCUUCUUGACCUCUUCGUUGGGCUGGAGAUACAUCUUCUAUCUGAUUGUUAUCAUUACUGGGUCUUUGGGGAUUUUGGGCUUUAUCGUCCUUCCAAGCGAUGUCCCUUCCGAAAAGAAACACGAAAGAAUGGACUACAUUGGCGCAGUGAUGUCGACAGCUGGCCUGAUCCUGCUCCAAUUCGUCCUGUCCAGUGGUGGAACCUACGGCUGGGACCAGCCAUUCAUCAUUGUGUUGCUGAUCUUGGCGGUUGGUCUUCUCCUUGGAUUCACAAUCCUUGAGAAAUACGUCGGCAACCCUAUCAUGCCGCUUUCUUUGUGGAAGAUUCGUAAUUUCGCCGGUCUCUGGGUUAUUGGUUUCACUGGCUACGGCACCUACCAAAACGUUAUUUACUAUAUCGUUCUUAUGGCACAGGAAGUGGACAAGCUUUCCGCUGGCGAUACAGCCCUUCGCUUCCUGCCUAUGGGAGCGAUCGGCUUCAUUGUUUCUCUUGGGACAGGAAAGCUCCUCGAGUUCAUGAAUGGAAAGCACCUCCUCAUUAUCGGACUGGUUCUGGCUGUUGUCGCUCCCAUCUCGAGUGCUUUGACUUCCAAUCCUGAAGCAGGCUUUUGGCUCAAUGUUCUCCCCACAUCCCUUAUCAGUAUCUCAUCUGUGUCUUUUAUUUUCGUGACAACGAGCACUGUGGUACUCACAAGUGUACCGGUUGAAGUUAAGAGUCUUGCUGGCGGAAUGCUCAACACUGCAUUCCAAAUUGGCUCUGGUGUUGCAUUGGCUAUAUCAGCGGCUGUCACCGAUGCCGUCGAUAUUCAGCAAGGGCACGGUCUCGCGGAGCAAUACGCUACUGGCCUCUGGUGCUCUGUCGGCCUAGCUGGGCUUGGACUGAUCCUUGGUCUUGUUUCUGUUCGGCACAAAGGCAUCGGACCUAAAGAUAGAUUGGGUGCCGGCCCAGUUGCUAUCUAA